Molecule: messenger RNA, 1308 nt
Organism: Spizellomyces punctatus DAOM BR117
Lineage: Eukaryota; Fungi; Chytridiomycota; Chytridiomycetes; Spizellomycetales; Spizellomycetaceae
Exons: 2
Coding region: 1-1308 (435 amino acids)
Source: RefSeq, a predicted model, not a curated record
AUGCCACCAAAAAAGAAGCAAAAGCUUGAAAAACUCGACAAACCCACCUUACAUACCUGCAACAAGACUUCCUUUGCAAAAGCUUUCCUGCCAAACUAUUGCCAACGGCUUCUAGAUUACAUCACCAUCAUCCAUCAACUCGCCGACCACGCUUCCCAUGCUCUCAAAUUCUACAUCCUAUCUGCACCAACCUUCACCGUGAACGAGGAGACCAUCAAAGUGAUUCUCUAUCUUCUCAACAAGGGGGAGGCUUGGCAUCCAAGAAAGGAAGCAAAGAAGGCAUGGCGGGAUUGUUUGCUGCCAUAUGUUCAAUGGUACUGCCAAGUCGUUGGCUUCGUUCACCCAAAUCUACGAGGCAAGCAGCAAUCAGUCAAUUACCUGACAGCGAGUAUGAUGACAAACCUGACAGUCAACGUUCAAGAGCAUUUCAUGCAGAUGCUCCUUCGGUACAUUAAUCUGCGGCUUGACGUGAAGGGACGGAAAGGGCAACUGCCACCGAAAAGCGAUGCGCGAAAAGCUUUCUUUACUCGGCUACGCUAUUUAAAGUCAGUUUUUCUUUUUGAUAUCGUGCCCGAGUCGCUGGAUGACUUGACCGCUGAAGAGAACCCUCUUGCCUUCUUUCCUGCAUACUGCAAACUCUCUGGGCUGUAUGAACAACAUGGAUUUCGACGGUUCAGUGCAAUCCCUCUUCGUCAGUCUCUCAUCCAAAGCCAUGUGCGGAUCGACACCAUCAUUCUCUACCAGCAUAUCCUUUGCAUCGCGCGAAGAGAAGCGGAAACUGUCGAAAAGGUCGAUUUAUGGUUGCGCAUCUGUAAUCUACGUACCAAAGCUUUUCGGUCUUGCCGCGGUAUGCAGUUUGAAGGCUCGAUCACGACGGAUGGGACCUCGGUGUCUGUAUACCUAAAGCACCCAGGAGCAGACAAGUAUGGAAAGCAUGGAGCGAGAAAGUCAGCAAAGAGUUUAGAGGACGAAGUUAAAGUGCAAUACAUGGAGAAAAACUUACCUGCUUGUCGAGCAGCAGAGAAUGUUGUCGUUAUCGACCCAAACAAGCGUGAUAUUCUCUACUGCCAAGACAACAGUGGUAUGACAUUUCACUACACCGCCAACCAGCGAGCCGUGGAGACUGGAAGCCGUCGAUUUGCAAAAGAACGGCAGCAGAUGAAGAAGGAAGCGGGAAUGGACCUCAUAGAAUCACGUAUCCCUAGUCACAAGACAAUGAACCUCAUGGACUUCAUGUGCUAUCUCCUUGUUCGGCGCGCUGAUUGGGAUCAUCGCAAGGAAUUCUACUCCCACCCUGCCCACACGUGA